AGGUCGCCGCGCCUCCCGCGGCGCAGCGCUCGCCGGCCGCGGGCCGCGCCCCGCCGGAGGAGGAGCGGCCCGCGCCCUCCGAGGACCCCGGCGGGGGCCCGCGGCCUCGCCGAGGCGGCGAGCUCGCGGAGCUGAGCGCCGUGCUGGCCUCGGAUCAGGGCUUCGUGUCCGCGCUGAGCACCAGCCUCAAGGGCGAGCUUCGCGACUGGCUGGACGACCAGUUCGAGACGCACUGGGCGCGCUGGCAGGAGGAAGGUCGCCUGGCGGUGCCGGUGAGCGGGGUCCUGGCGGAGAAGGCGGCGGACUGGCCGCUGGCGCAGAGGACGAGCCUGCUCGACCGCGGCGGGCGGGCAGGAGCUCGCGAGGAUGGGCUGGCUGGGGUGGAGGCGUACGUGGCCAAGAAGGUGGCCGAGGAGCGCGCGGGCGUCUCCGAGGCGGGCGUGCCCGCCCCUGGCGGCGCGGCCAGCUGGCCUGCCGCUCGCGCGCCGCGGCAAGCGGCGGCUGGGCAGGGGCCAACGCCUCCGGGGUCGGCGCCAGAUCCCCUGGCGGCGCAGGCCGUCGCCAGCACGCGGACCGCGCCCGAGGGCUCCAGCGCGCCGUCGCCGUCCGAGCAGGGCCCCGCGCGCCAGCCUCUGCUGCUGCCGAGCGCGCGGCUCAUCCUGGAGAGGUCGGGGCUCGAGGCCCUGCGGGCAUGUGACCGCCUGUCGCUGGCGGAUCCCGCCACGGGGACUCGUCUCCCCGUCACGGGGCUGGGGGUCUCCUACGAUACGCAGAGGCGCCGGAGACUUCCCGUGAUCCUGCCCAGGAGGCAGGACGGCUCCUUAGAGGCCCUGGCCUUCUGA
Messenger RNA from Prorocentrum cordatum, 842 nucleotides. The record is from the annotation of a GenBank genome assembly. Lineage: Eukaryota; Dinophyceae; Prorocentrales; Prorocentraceae.